Messenger RNA from Mercenaria mercenaria, 5907 nucleotides. Its product is annotated as protein mono-ADP-ribosyltransferase PARP14-like. Gene Ontology annotation, biological process: negative regulation of gene expression. NCBI's taxonomy places the organism in Eukaryota, Metazoa, Mollusca, Bivalvia, Venerida, Veneridae. Bases 330 to 2009 code for a protein of 559 amino acids. The record is from RefSeq and is a predicted model, not a curated record. The transcript has 12 exons. Gene Ontology annotation, molecular function: NAD+ poly-ADP-ribosyltransferase activity; transcription corepressor activity. Gene Ontology annotation, cellular component: cytoplasm; nucleus.
CAUUUGAAGCUGAAAUUGAAAGAUGGGCUUCUGGGAAACGUGGUGGGAGACAGACACGGAAAUUUAAUGUAUAUGAAGACUUGCAGCAAGGAAGGGGACAAGAGGGUCCAUCAAGUAAUACAAAAGAUGAUGAUAAUGAUGACGAACAUUUGUAUGAGAGUUUACCGGAAAAUGACGAUGACGACGGUGAUGAUGGUGCGGAUUAUAAGUUUGGCAUUAUAACUGUGUCUGUUCAGCAAGGUGACAUUACAGCAGAGGAUGCAGACUGCAUCGUGAAUAGCUCAAACGAGGCACUUGAUUUAAGUCGAGGUAAAGUUUCACAGGCAUUGAUGAAAAAAGGUGGCAAAAGAUUAGCAAAAGAAGUUGAUUCAUUAAGAAAGAAAAUGAGAACAGACGAGAUUGUUGUAACAUCAGCUCCUGGAAUGAAAUGUCAGCGUAUUAUACAUGUUGUUGCCAAGGAGACAACACGCGAAUGGAAAGAAAUGAUAGAGAAAUGUUUAUUUGCGGCUGAAAGCAACAAAAUGAAAAGUAUUGCAUUUCCAGCCCUAGGAACAGGAAUUCAGAUGAAUGCCUCAGAUAUAGCAGAAACAAUGGCUAAAGCAAUUAUAAAGUUUGAAAAAUCACAACCAACUUCAGUUCAGGAAGUGAGAUUGGUAAUAUUUCAACAAAAAAUGGUGGAUGACUUCCAUAAAGCCAUCAGGAAAACCAUCGAAUCUAAGGAAGGCUGGGGUGUUGGCAAAUUAGUGAAAAGUGUUAAAGGAUGGUGGAGCGGAAAAGAAGCAGAUGAUGAUCAGUCUAGCAGACCGAAAGGGAAGAAAAAGCCCAAGACACAAACGGACCCUAAUACAGUCACAUUUAUUAUUCUUGCUUUGUCGGAAGAUAUAAUCAACCAAGCUAUUAAGAAAUUGGAAAGUUGCCUUGAAAAAGAAGUCCACUUUAAACGCUUUGAUGAUAGCAUAAUAAUGAAAAUGGAUAAUAAUCAGGUGAUGGAAAUUAAAGCAAUUGCAAGGCAGUUUCACCUCGAGAUGCAACUGGAAUCAGCUAAGGGACAUAUACAAAUAUCUGGUAUUGCCUCGAAUGUCAUGUCUGCGUCUGAUAAGAUUCAUAGGAUAAUGCGAGAUGCUGUUGCUCUCGAACAAGCGAAAAAUUCGGCGGCACUUAUGAGUAAUCUUGUCCAGUGGAGCUACAUAGAGAUAGGAGAAACUGGCCAGACACUGCAACCAUAUGACAAGGAUUUAAAUUACAAAAUAGAAACGGCAUACAUCUCGAAAGCACCAAAUGUGAAAUUCAGCGCUGAUAAAAUCAAAUAUGUGCUGGAUUUCGACAAAAUGGAAGAGUAUCCUGCGGAUAAUGAAAGUGAUGUCGUUACAGUUUUACGUAGGGAUCUAGUGAAGCAGGGUGCCUUUGAACAACCAGCACUUUGGGCAGAUAUGACUGGAAAUCUUAGAGUUGUGGUAGUACCGACUUCAAGUCAAGAAUAUCAAGAUGUAUCACAACAGUUUGUGGCUUCAGCUGGUGCAGGUUUUACUGUUGUUAAGGUAGAGCGUGUGCAAAAUAAGACGCUUUGGGCUCAGUACCAGGCAAAGAAGAAACAGCUUGAUGAUCAGAACCCACCCAAUACUACAAAUGAAAGAUUAUUAUGGCAUGGCACAGCAAUGGAAACAGUAGACAAUAUCAACGCACAUGGAUUUAACAGAAGUUACUGUGGCAAAAAUGCCACGAUGUAUGGUGACGGCGUAUAUUUUGCAGUAAGUGCACAGUAUUCAUGUAGAAAUACAUACUCCCGACCUGAUCCUAGUGGUGUGAAGAGAAUGUACUAUUGUCGUGUGUUGACAGGGGAGUUUACACAAGGCAAACAAGGAAUGCGUGUACCGCCGAACAAAGGUGGCACUGGGAGUACAGCCUUAUAUGACUCGGUUGUUGAUAGACCAGGUUCUCCAGGAAUGUACAUCAUAUUUCACGACACACAAGCCUAUCCAGAAUAUCUUGUAUCAUUUAAGCCACAGUAAAGAAGUAUGAGAAAGAAAAACAUUCAAAUGAGUGAUGACAAUAUGUGUAUUGUUCGGUCAUCCUUUCACCCUGCAAUUGUUUUUUGGUAGCAUAUAUUGUUCGUAAACUGUUAAAUGGUUAGAAUCCAUUUAAUAUUGCUUUAUUACAUCAAGACGUAAUGAAUAUAUGUCUUUACCUGUGGAGUUUCCACUUUUUCUAUUUGUAUUUCAAUAUAAAAUUAUACAAUAUCCUAAAUGUGUUUGAAUCAGUUUUGCAAUAAGUCAAAGCAAAUAUAAUUUUACAAAAAUAAAAACAAAGUAAGCUAAACUAAUUUAGAUGAAAUAUAUUUUUGAAGACCAAAUGAAUUACAGUGAAACAAAUAAUAUGUAUAGCAGUCAUCUUUUGGGGGAAAUUCGACCUUAUCCAAACAGUAAGAAUUGCGAAGAAUUGUUCAGAAGUUUUUCACACCUGUUAGUAUGAAAAAUUUAAAUUGGACUUUUUCAGAAACUGUUUUGCUUUGGAGGAGUCGAUAUCGACUGUUUAGAAUAUUUGUUUUAAAAGUGUUCAAGUAUUUGUUGCAUUUGAUGCUACUAAAGAACUUCCUUUAAAGAUUUUAUCAAAAACAACAAAUGGUGGGCUGGUACAAAUGUGUUUGCUGCUAUCUUGAUGCUUGAUUUUUGUUUCAAUUAAUAAUUGUUGGAUUAAACUCCCUGAUAAAAACAUAUAAGAUUUACACUUGACUUGUUCAAAUACAUGAUUACCCAUUUGUAAACAUUAGAUUCAGUUUUGUCUUUUUUCAAAAGACGUUUUGAAAAUUCACUAUGUAAAUCAAUAACACACUAAUGUCAUUUAAGGAUACUGUCUUUGAAAACUUUAUUGCUGAUCUUAUUUUUAUAAAGACUAAAUAUCUAUUUAGUGAAUUAUUACCAACAUUGCUUCGAAUGUCUUAAUACAAUUUCUGUGAAUUUGAACUGAGUAUAUCGAUUUAUAAUCUUUUUAUCUGUGAGUGUGGAGUUUUACAUGUAUUUCAUGUUAGGGGCACAAUAUUCUAUGUUGGCCCUUUCAGCCAUAUAGAGGUUUCAUUUAUGUUUUGAUUUGAUGCAAACUUGCACUGAAUGUUUAUCUUGAUGAUCUCUAGGCCAAGAUAGAAACUGGAUCAUGUGGGGUCAAAAACUAGGUCACCAGGUCAAAUCAAAGGAAUAGCUUGUUAACACCCUAGAGGCCACAUUUAUGACCCUUGGUAAGAAUAUUUAUCUUGAUGAUUCUGAUGUCAGGUUCGAAACUGGGUCAUAUGGGGUCAAAAACAGUGUCACUUGCACUAGGUCAGAUCAAAGGAAAAGCUUGUUAACACUCUUGAGGCCACAUUUGUGACUCUAUCUUCAUGAAACUUGGUAAGAAUGUUUAUCUUGGUGAUUCCUAGGUCAAGUUUAACAGCUGAGCGAUAUAGGGUCAUCAUUGCCAGUUUCCUUUUACAAUUUAGUGGAGAGGUUGGGAUUUUAUUUAGCGUCUACCUGAUUUACAUGAAACAUAGUCAAAACUUUUGUCAUUGUGAAAUCUAAGUCAAAUUUGAUACUAGGUUAUCUGGGGUAAGAAUUAGGUCAGCUGAGAGAAAUGUUUUGAGAUAUUAAGAAUACAGUUAAAAUGAUAUGUGUUGUUUCUUCCUAGUUUUCAAAAUUACAUGUAUGUAGUCAUUUCGAUUGCAUUUUAUUUGUGUCCGUUGCUUUAUAACAUUAUUCUUACACAGUAUGGACUGUCUAUGAAAUUCUCAAUGCGGUGAUUGCUCAUAAAUUAAUGUUUAGAGACAUUUGCCAAAGUCUAAUGGGAAAUCUACCUGAUGGUGUGAUUUCUUACACAAAAAGAAAGGCAAGUUCGAAUGUUUAUUUCCAUAAAAGUAAAUAUUUCUGUAUCAGAGAAUGGAUUCAAGGCCAGACAUUUAACCUUUAUGUUUGACAAAUCAUCGAAAAACCUAUUUGCAAAAAGGUUCUUAAGAACUCUCUGAUGUAGUCCUAGACUGAAUGGUCUGGAACAAGUUGAAAUUGCAUGUUCUGAAUCUGUGCCUCUGGAACAAAAUGGAAAUCAUACACAUAAAAUACAACAUGAAAUCUCAGCCUCUCUAAUGACUAUAUUGUUAUAUAAUAAUUAUCCUUUUUUCUGUCUAUAUACUAUUAAACGACUUGCUGGUAGAAGGGAAAUACAGGUUUAUAUUAGUAUAGAAAAUAUUAAAGGAAUUUAUUUUCGUGUUUUAUUUGUAGGCAUGUUUAGGACAUAUACGUUAACGUUUUUCUUAUUUGUAUGACGUUCGAUCAAUUACGUUAUGACAUAUUGGAUGACGUUCGUUGUUGUUCUCAUGAUUUUGCUAACCAGGCCUAGGCCAUGUUAGUAUAUUUCAUGAGUAUUUCCUAUGAGUAAAAUAUGCUUAUUUUUCUGGCUACCAGUACACUUCGCUCUUGCUUGUCACUUUUUACCAUCUGGCGAUUUUGUUGCUUAUUCUCUCAAUAUCCUUUUUACAAUACUUUUUUCAGAGGGUAAUUUGUGAAAUAGUAUAAAAAUAGCAUGAAAACACCCUGUAUUUCCCUUAAAAGGAUUACUAUUGUCUUUAACAACUCGCAAUAACAACAAGGCUGUUCCAGUUUUCAUUGUUUCCUUUCGAACUAGUUGGCUAUGUUCAAAUGGUUUCUUUAAUAAUUUAUAACUGUUACUUUAAAAAUCAACAUCUGGUUCAUUAUUGUCAAAGUCUUCUUUUCAUUUCAUAUUAUAAUUUAGUAUCUGCAUUAUUUAUUUCAGAGGCUUUUUAUGUGCAUGCUGGCAAAAAGAUAGGAAAAAAUAAUCUUCUGGCCAUUAACGUAUUUUUUGAAUGACAAAUUUUGAAAAAACUUAGUAUAAAGCACGUUUAAAAUUAUACUUCUCGUAGACGUUGAUAAGAUCAAGGUUGCUGUCUCUAAUACAUUGAAAUAAAAUAUUGUCAGUACUUGGGAGACAUAAACAAGAUAUCUGAAUGUAACUCUUAAGGGUCAAGUAAUGAUGGUGUUGCAUUUAGAUCCGAUGGGAUCAAGGUCAAUGGUACUGUGACUUGAAAUACAAAAACUGUUCAUAGCAAAUAGGUUAAGUUCAAAUUUGCAUUGCAGGCAUAUACCACGGACACCAUGUUUGAGAUUUGAUUGAACUGUUAGGGUCAAGGUCAUACUCGGUAUUAUUAAAACGAAUUUAAUUGAAUAGAUAUCUGUUCAAAAGCAAGUUAAGAAUCGGAAAUAUUACAGUGGACCAUGACACAUGGGUAGGUUGGUAUCUGAGGUCAAAGUUUCCUGUUUCUAAAACAGAAUCACUUGUUUUCGAUCAAUAAGUUAUAUUUAAAAUAACAUUUAUGACCAAUUGGUAUAAAGCAAAUGUAUAUGAAGACCUAGCAUGGUAUAAUAUUUGAAGUUGCAAGGGUCAAUAUUUAUUCCAAGAGAUCGAACAUUUUAUUUCGAGAUAACCAAAAUAUAAAUCGAAUUUUGGUUGUUUUGAUUUUGGACAGAACUUGAAAAUGUCUUCGAGAUGGCAAGCUAGUUUCAACUAUAGUUUCUACAUAUUUUUUCUAUGUAUCAGUUUGAAGUUAAAUUUAUAUUAUUAGUGGAAGAACUGUCACUUGGCAGAUGUUAAAGCAUUGUGGCAUUUCUUAUUUACAGUUUAUAAUAGAUUAUUGAUACGAUGUGAUUUGAUGGAUGCUUUGUAGUUCUGAAGGAACCAAUGACAUUUGGCGGUUCCACUUGUUACCUUGCUCGUUGUUAAGACAUACUGUAAUGAUUAAUGGUAAUUAAUGAUAAUUUAGCUAAACGUUUUUAACUACAAAUUCUUUAAUAUCUUUUUUGAAUUGACAUGCAUGUAUCAUUGUAUUCCUGAAAUACUGAUUAACUGUAAAAUAAAACUUUUGCUCUUAAA